Messenger RNA from Oncorhynchus kisutch (coho salmon), 1660 nucleotides. It is a transcript of the gene ak8, whose product is annotated as adenylate kinase 8. The coding region runs from base 1 to 1530 and encodes 509 amino acids. Gene Ontology annotation, molecular function: AMP kinase activity; ATP binding. Lineage: Eukaryota; Metazoa; Chordata; Actinopteri; Salmoniformes; Salmonidae. Gene Ontology annotation, biological process: nucleobase-containing compound metabolic process. The record is from RefSeq and is a predicted model, not a curated record. The transcript has 14 exons.
AUGACACCAAUUACGUUUUCCUUAGCAACGUGUGAAUGCGCUUUGGCAAGCGACUUGGAUUCAUGUUAUAAGCGGACUGCAAAUCACCUUAUUGCAAUGGAUGAAACGGCAAAACCCCUAAGAAUUCCACCUGAAAUGGCUAUUUAUGCAGAGAAGCAUGAAAUAUUUGAUUUAGUCCAGACAUUGGUGACAAAUCUUAUGGUUGAUAAGCCAGAGGAUCCCAUCCAGUAUCUAAUUGUUCUUCUCAAAAGGGGCAGUGUUGAGGUACCCAGAGUGAUGUUGUUAGGUCCACCUGCAUCAGGGAAGAGAACUGUUGCCAGGAAGCUGUGUGAACACACUCAAGUGAUCCAUAUUACAGACAGCAAUAUUCUGAAGGAAGACACUGACCUAACAAAGAAGGCACUACAAUACAAAGCCAAGCAACAGGACAUCCCAGGUGACCUUUGGAUCAAGUUGAUUCAGCAACGGCUGUCGAAAAUAGACUGUGUCCGACGGGGUUGGGUGUUGGAGGGGAUACCUCAGACACGAGAGGAGGCCCUGUCCCUACAGGAGGCUGGAGUUGCCCCAAAUCAUGUGGUGUUGCUGGAGGCACCCGAUGCAGUUCUGAUUGAACGGAGUCAGGGCAAGAGAAUAGACCCUGUCACAGGAGAUGUGUACCACGUCACGUUCAUUUGGCCCGAGGACAAGGAAGUGGUGCAGCGGUUAGAGCGCCAGAAGGCCGUGUCAGAAGAGCAGCUUGUCGCCCAGCUGAUGCAGCACCAUCGCGAGGUUCACGCCCUGCGUAAGACCUACCGCAACUGCCUGAAGGGCAUUGAUGCCGACCAACCGCAUGUGGACGUAUUUGACCAAGUUCUGACGUACAUUCUCUCGCGGCACUGUUCUGUGGCCCCUCACACCCCCAGGGUCCUCCUAUUUGGACCCCCUGGCUCAGGCAAGCGUUUGCAGGCGAAACUUAUCUCUCAGAAAUACAACAUUGUCAAUCUUUGCUGCGGUGAGCUUCUGGAGGCGGUUUCUGCAGAUGCGACCAAUAUGGGAGAACUCAUUAAACCUUACUUGGAGUCUGGACAACAAGUGCCUGAUAGUAUGGUGCUGCAGAUCCUGACGGAGCGUCUCAGCAGGCUGGACUGUACCACACGAGGCUGGGUGCUGCAUGGCUUCCCCAGAGACCUGGAGCAGGCAGAGAAACUCCAGGAGUCCAACUUCAUCCCCAGCAGGGUCUUCUUUUUGGAGAUGACAGACGAUGUGGCCAUCGAGAGAGUCACUCUGAGGUCAAUCGACCCUGUCACUGGAGAGAGAUACCACUCACUGUAUAAGCCAGCCCCCAGUCCUGAGGUGCAGACCCGUCUGCAGUUCAAUCCCAAGGACUCCGAGGCCCAACUGCUCCGGGAGCUAAAGGAGUACUGGGCCAAUGCUUCCUCCCUGCAGGACCUCUACCCUGAGGCGGUGCAUAUCAACGCUGACCAGGACCCACACACCGUCUUUGAGUCCCUAGAGAGUCGUCUAGUCGGACGUCUUCAAAACGAUGCCUGAAUUCUAAUCGAGACCCCCACCCACCCUCAUGAUUUUACAUUAACACAAGCAGAGUGAAGAUCCUUUUUAGUUAGUAUAACGUAUUGGAAUCUUAAUUGUAGAAAUAAAAGGAGUUUAUUGUUCAAACCCA